UCUUGCAUCAUGUCCGUGUCCACAGUGCGAUCGAGGUGGCGAGCCAUGAGCAGCGGCAACAAUGGCGGCAGGAACGGGGGGCUGGAGCUCAACCUGAACCAAUCGCCUCCGCCGCCCCUGGCCGCAGCGGAGAGGAUGGAGGUGGACGGCGGUCAUGAUGAAGACGACGAUGACUACAGCAACGGCUCGUCGUCGCCUAGCUCGUGUGUGUCGUCGGAUGAUAGCCAUGGCGGCUGGGAGCCGUCGCCUAUGGUGAUCGGAGCGUGCGAGCGGUGCCUCUUGUACUGCAUGGUGAUCAAGGAGGAGUACCCCGUCUGCAUCAACUGCAAGCAGCCCUUCCUUGUGGACGUCCUCCCUGCCGGCGACGACAAGAAGCGUGGCCAGCGCCAGUAAAGGAGGCGAUCGAGCUCAGUUGCCGUGCGCAGUAGAUGCCAUUGCUCAUAGAGAUGGUUUAGCUCAGUUUUGGCGCACGGAUCUUGGCGCGGGCUGGGGACUGAAAGCCGUUAGAU
Molecule: messenger RNA, 509 nt
Organism: Triticum urartu
Lineage: Eukaryota; Viridiplantae; Streptophyta; Magnoliopsida; Poales; Poaceae
Source: RefSeq, a predicted model, not a curated record